This is a messenger RNA of Trichomonas vaginalis G3, 519 nucleotides long. Its product is annotated as homeodomain-like family. Gene Ontology annotation, molecular function: DNA-binding transcription factor activity, RNA polymerase II-specific; RNA polymerase II cis-regulatory region sequence-specific DNA binding. The record is from RefSeq and is a predicted model, not a curated record. The coding region runs from base 1 to 519 and encodes 172 amino acids. Lineage: Eukaryota; Parabasalia; Trichomonadida; Trichomonadidae. Gene Ontology annotation, biological process: regulation of DNA-templated transcription. The transcript has a single exon. Gene Ontology annotation, cellular component: nucleus.
AUGAACCAAAGAAGUGGUGUUCAAGAUAUAUAUUAUUCUAAAGAAGCUUUGUUCAACAGCGCCAAUGAUGAUCAACUACUUUUAUUUAUUGCUGCAAAUGGAGCAUCAAAUAACAGUUUGAAAGUCCAAUCCGAAAUGCCCUUUAAGCAGAGAAAGAGAUUCAGAGAUAUUUAUUGCAUAAUAUCCAAUAAAGGUUUAAAUCCCUUCUCUCCAGAUGAAGAUAAAAAUUUACUCGAACUUGUUUCUAAGUAUGGAAAAAACUGGCGUCAAAUAUCUAAGUAUUUCUUACAUAAAACUGAAGAAUCUGUAAAAUACAGAUGGAAAUAUCUAACUCGCCUUAAUUAUAAGAAGCAUGACGAUAACCAUCAUGAAACAGACUUAUCAGAACUUCCAGAAUUCAAGUCUUUGAUUGAAUCUUCUACAGAUAAUGUUCAAUUUGAUGCUUUAACGUAUUUAUUACAGUCAUAUCAAGGUAAGAUCGAUUUUGUAGAGUCAGAGAUUUCGAAAUUACCGAUUUAA